AUGGCCUUCCCAAGCAUUCUCAACAACAUUAAUUGGAAGUCUGGAGUUGAGUCGCUAGGCAGCUUUGAAUGGUCAAAGACCACAAUACCGACGAAGAGAGAAACUGCGCCCAACGGAUCCACUAUACUGUGGGUUAUUCAAGAUACCUAUGAGGGCAGUACUUUUUUCGAUACAUUUGACUUCUACACUGGUCCAGAUCCUACAAAUUUUGUUGACCAACAGACGGCAUUCAACGACGGCUUAGCAUAUGUAACCUCCUCCAACCAGGUCAUCAUGCGGGGCGACAAUACAACUCAGCUAGCAUAUGGGGUCAACAGAAGCAGUGUCCGCAUAGCAAGUCAGGCUCAGUACAAUAUGGGUCUCUUCAUACUGGAUCUGGACAUGGCUCCAUGGGGUUGUGGUGUUUGGCCUGCAUUUUGGCAAUCUGACGAUAUAGCCAGGACGGUUGGGGAUGGGCCAUGGCCAUAUACUGGUGAAAUAGACAUCAUCGAGGGUGUGCACGACAACGAACACAACCAAGUCACCUGGCACACUGCUCCUGGUUGCAACUUAACCCAGAAUACCAACUUCACUGGGACGAUUGUGCAAACAAAUGGCACGGAUAACCUUCAAUGCAAUGCGUUCAUCAACUACAACGCAGGGUGCGGUGUAACAGAAUGGAGCCACGCAUCAUAUGGCCCAUUAUUUGACGAGGCUAAUGGCGGUGUCUUUGCUAUGAAAUGGGAUGAAAACGGCAUCGCAGUUUGGUCAUUUUACCGUGCAGCUAUUCCUCUGGAUAUUUCACAGGGAGAACCAAACCCAUCCAACUGGGGUGAACCUGUCGCUGAAUUGUCCACCCAGUCGUGUGAUAUCACUAACUACUUCGUAAAUCACUCGAUCAUAUUUGACAUCACGUUUUGUGGUGACUGGGCCGGCAACUCAUACGCUACAACAGAUUGUCCUGGCACCUGCGAGAGCAUACUGAUGGAUCCGGCUAAUUUUGUUAAUGCCUCUUGGAUCAUCAACUCGCUCAGUGUCUACAAACAGGCUUGGAUAGAAAACGGCGGCACGUCGAGCACAAUCCGAACACAUCCAAUCAUGAACUUGAUGACUGGUUGGAUUAUCUCUACAGUAGUAUUCUUACACAUCGUGCAUGUCUUGCUUUAA
Suillus subaureus is the source of this 1146-nucleotide messenger RNA. Its product is annotated as glycoside hydrolase family 16 protein. Gene Ontology annotation, molecular function: hydrolase activity, hydrolyzing O-glycosyl compounds. The record is from RefSeq and is a predicted model, not a curated record. Bases 1 to 1146 code for a protein of 381 amino acids. Gene Ontology annotation, biological process: glucan catabolic process. The transcript has 13 exons. Lineage: Eukaryota; Fungi; Basidiomycota; Agaricomycetes; Boletales; Suillaceae.